CGCUCCGGCAACCAAUAGAAGCGGGAGGGGCGGGGCCAGUCGGGUCUUGUGCUGCUGCGGCGGGGAUCGCAGGUGUGCAGUCUUGCCGGCCCCCCCAGGCCUGAGAAGCAUGAAGCUCCUGUGUUUGGUGGCGGUGGUCGCGAGCCUGCUGGUUCCCCAAGCCCAAGCCAACAAGAGUUCUGAAGAUAUCCGGUGCAAAUGCAUCUGCCCACCGUAUAGGAACAUCAGUGGACACAUUUAUAACCAGAAUGUGUCACAGAAGGACUGCAACUGCCUGCAUGUGGUGGAGCCCAUGCCGGUGCCCGGCCACGACGUGGAGGCCUACUGUCUGCUGUGCGAGUGCAAGUACGAGGAGCGGAGCACCACCACCAUCAAGAUUAUCAUCGUCAUCUACCUGUCAGUGGUGGGCGCCCUCCUGCUCUACAUGGCCUUCCUGAUGCUGGUGGACCCGCUGAUUCGAAAGCCGGACGCCUAUACUGAGAGACUGCACAACGAGGAGGAGAACGAGGACGCUCGCUCUGUGGCGGCCGCCGCCUCCUUCGGGCCCCGGGCGAACACGGUCCUGGAGCGUGUGGAGGGCGCUCAGCAGCGGUGGAAGCUGCAGGUGCAGGAGCAGCGGAAGACGGUCUUCGAUCGGCACAAGAUGCUCAGCUAAGUGGCCGGCGCAGCCAAGUCAUGGUCAAGGCCAGGGCCGGAUGGCGCUGGGGCCACCCUCCCGCUCAGUGCCACCUCUGGGUCUUCCCUUUAAAGCCCGAGGCAUUUUUUCUUCUCCCUUAUUUAGAAAUGAGCUCAGCCAGUUAACCUGGGACGCGUGCUGGGUCCCUGGUCUCAGUUUGCCUGCUUGGGGGUUUGGGGGAGGGGGGUGCCACAGGCCAGGAGGUGGGGGGGGGGCGCUCCGACUGUCUCCUUGCUGUUCCCGUCACCACUUUCCCGGCUCCAGAUCUUGGGAAGUGAGUGUGUGAGAGGAAGGCACCACCACCAGCCUCCUGCCGACACGACUCCUCAGCCCAGCUUGGCCGCAUUCCAGCCCUCACCGGCUCUGCCGGCAGGGCAGAUGCCACAGCCCUGCUGUGGCCCUCAGGGCACACCUGGAUGCUGUUCCAGCUUCCCUUCCCUACCCUUUGCUCCUGCUGCCGCCGCUGUGGGCAGAGCCCAGGACCUUGCUCAGUUCAGGAAGCCAGAGGUGCCCCUGCCCCGGCUGGCAGCUGCUGAGCAUUGGUGGGACAACAGGCCCCCGAGGCUGAGGUGGCUCUGAGCACCUGGGCCCCUGUCCUGGGUCACACUUGUCCCUGCAUUUCGUUGUACCAGUGCAUGCAGAGAAAUGUCAUCCUUCCAUCACCUGUGAAUCAAGGAAGCGUCAUUAAAUUGUCUUUAUUUCUCUCA
Messenger RNA from Phacochoerus africanus (Common warthog), 1383 nucleotides. It is a transcript of the gene TMEM9, whose product is annotated as transmembrane protein 9. The record is from RefSeq and is a predicted model, not a curated record. The coding region runs from base 110 to 655 and encodes 181 amino acids. The transcript has 6 exons. Gene Ontology annotation, cellular component: lysosomal membrane. NCBI's taxonomy places the organism in Eukaryota, Metazoa, Chordata, Mammalia, Artiodactyla, Suidae.